Messenger RNA from Aspergillus chevalieri, 318 nucleotides. It is a transcript of the gene COX19, whose product is annotated as cytochrome c oxidase assembly protein Cox19. Gene Ontology annotation, biological process: mitochondrial respiratory chain complex IV assembly. The transcript is spliced from 4 exons. Gene Ontology annotation, cellular component: mitochondrial intermembrane space. Bases 1 to 318 code for a protein of 105 amino acids. Lineage: Eukaryota; Fungi; Ascomycota; Eurotiomycetes; Eurotiales; Aspergillaceae. The record is from RefSeq and is a predicted model, not a curated record.
AUGGGUUUCGGAAGUCCAGGUACCGGCGCGACAAAUUACAAGCCCUCUCCACCGGAACGUGGAAGCUUUCCUCUUGACCAUGAAGGAGAAUGCAAACACCUUAUCCGAAACUACCUGAAAUGCCUCAAGACCAAAGGCGGCGUCAACGACCCGGACUGUCGAUUGAUGGCCAAGGAUUACCUGGGCUGCCGGAUGGAAAAGAAUCUCAUGGCGCCGGAUGAUUUCAAGAAUCUCGGGCUUAUUUUCGAGAAGCAGGAGAGUCAGGGGAGGGAUAGUGCGGGGACUGGGUCUGGGGAGAACGGGGGACCGAAGGCUUGA